This is a messenger RNA of Amoebophrya sp. A25, 2680 nucleotides long. The record is from the annotation of a GenBank genome assembly. Lineage: Eukaryota; Dinophyceae; Syndiniales; Amoebophryaceae.
GCUGCUUUCAAAUAUCUGUAUGCACAAGCAUCGCUCGUGGUAGAGAAAUUCGCGAUCAGCGCGUGGUCAAUUCUCAGUUGUAAGUGUACGGAUAGUAUGUAAUAUCUCUACCUCCCGCUCGGCGCUCCCCAGUGCGCUGCUAUGUGUACACUUGUAGUAUCUUCGUACUAGUAAUUAUGUGACGAGUAUCUUCUCCAUCUCCAUCGAUAUUCGCCUUCAUUAGGUGUUGAGCAUCAAAUUAUACGCGAAGAUGCAGUUUUUUUCGAAGACGCAGGAUUACAGCCGCGUGUUGCGUGGCGCAUUUCUCUUCCUCAACCUUGCUGUAGCCAUUUUCGCCACUUACCAGCUGGGCGAUUAUUUGACACCACAGGUGCUGAAGCAACUCAAGGACAGCGUCGACUCCUUCAUCAGCAAUUCACCUGUGAGAUCAAGGUUAAGGAAAAGGUGGCUUGAUGUUCCAAAAAUACAGAGGGGGUUCACAAAGACGAGAUAUCUAUCUUCAAGAGCAUAUUGCAUCAUGCUUCGAAUUUUUAGAAAACGGUAAAAUAAUGCUUCUAACGAACACUUAUUGGUCGAAAACAUCAUGCUCACCACGACAGUGAAAGUGAUGAUGGUUAUAUAUAAAUAUGAUUUUUUCUUGGUACUAAAAGAAGUCCUGCUUCUGCUUCUUCUUUGCUUCUUCUAAGACAAGCAGGCUUUGUCGCGUUAAUGACAUUUAUCGUCGGGUUCAACGUACCAGGAGCUACAUUUAUGGCAUUAUGCUCUGGCGUAUUCUUCUCUCAGCCUUUCGCGACCGUGGCUGCUUUCUCUGGCUACACGAUCGGCGCCCUCAUCAACUACACGGCUUGGAGACUUGUGUUUGGCGAUGCAGUACGAGGGUACCUAACUACCCUAAAAGUCGUACAUCAAGUGUUCGAUUCAUGACUUGGAUAAGUCUUGUCUAAAUCUAAAAGGAACGAUUUUUGUCUAAGUCUGAGACGCUCGUAACUAAAACGAAAACUUCAUAAGCUUAAGCUGAAUUUACCACGACCUUCAUCAGAUAUUUGGCAAAAGCUAGUGGCCAGUUUCGAAGAUUUGAAGAUGGUCUGAAGAAGGCCGAAAACUUCUGGGAGACUGUCGCCUUCCUCAUAUUCAUCCGAUACGUGGCCUUCUUUCCGUUUUGGUAUUUUCUACUGCUUGGACUUAUUGUUAUUCUUGUUCUUUGCAGAUAUACAUCGAAACCCAAAACCUUUCUCAUUCUGGAAAUGAUCGACCUCGAGGACGAACCACUUCAAUCACUAUUUACGCGUGCAGCAUAAUAUCUCCUUGUUGAUCGUUAUCUUCAGGCUCGUCAAUGCUGCCUGUGCCGCUCUUUCCGUGAAGUUUGGUACGUUCCUGUUUACGACUGCGUUUUCAACAGUCCCUGGCGCGAUACUGUAUUCUAUGAUGGGUCGCGUAUUUGUGGAGUCCGCUUUGUAUACAGUCACAACCGAAACUGAUACUAGCACACUGCUGCGAUCUCUGCUUUGGCGACUGCUGUUCGAGGAUGAAAGCGCUCGAGGUGUCGCAGCAAUGCUACUCUUCUGCAUCAGCUUUCCAGCUCUAUUGCAGCUCCCGAAAUUUCUCGCAAGACCAACUGGAAUGACUAGCGAUGGGACUCGUCCUUCCACUGCAAAAAAUAGAAGUAAAAGUAGAAAUAACAACAAUCGGGACAAAAGUACAACUAGUAUUACUAAAAGACCAAAGAUACAGAUGAACACGCAGCAGACCACUGGCAAUGCAGAAGAUCAUGAGAAAGAAGAUAAGGAACGACUUCAGUCGAGCGCAUCAAGUAGAACGAGACGUGGAAAAAGCGGAAAGCUCAGAAACAGAAAUGCUAGUGUCAAACCAUCUUCGGCUAACAAAAGACAGAGAAAAGUACAACAAAACCAAACAUAAUAUGAUGAUGCCCCCUGGUUGUCGAACAGCAUCACAGCGCUCUGUACUCGCAUCUGCUGACUCCACGCGCUGUUCCUGGUACCUCCCCGGCUUUCGCACGCACCCCUCCUUCGAACCGUGUGUACGGAUCUACCCUGCCUGCACCCAUUUUUUCACUCUCUAUUUUAUCAUGAGAACAGGACAUUGCCCCACUAACAAGGCCGUCAUUCUUUAUUUUCGGUUUCCCCAUUCACCGAAUAGAGAUUGAUGAUUUCCAUGACUUUUCUCUACAUCACCGUCUUCAAAUAGACGGUGUAUUUCACCCUGUUCUUGUUGUUCUUUACGAGAAGAACGAAGUACGUACUAGAAGAUCACCGUCAAAGUAGAACUAAGGAUAGGUUAAAGGCGUUCAGGUUGCCGCUUGUUUUGCCGCUCUUAAGGGAGAGAGGCAUAACGAUAACAAACGGGCGAAGCGAAUACCAAAAACCUACCUCUACUAGAGAAUGCUCAUCGGCGCGUAUCUAUGAUUUUGUUCGUAUGAUAUUGAUGUGGAUGUGAUUGAGAAACAACGAGCAAUUAAUAUACCAAUAUAUAAAUAUAUCAACAAUCGCUUGAUAGAGAUCAGAUUGAUGGUUUUGUUCGUCCUCGGGGAGCAUCGUUUCAUCGUCUUUGUUAUCGGUCGUGCGAUCAAUUCCUAGACAUCAUUCGUGUAGGUGUGGGGCGCUUUUCUUGAGGUCGAUUCGUGUUCGGACACAUCAUGGUGCACAGUCUUUUAAAACUAAUA